Molecule: messenger RNA, 927 nt
Organism: Penicillium maclennaniae
Lineage: Eukaryota; Fungi; Ascomycota; Eurotiomycetes; Eurotiales; Aspergillaceae
Exons: 1
Coding region: 1-927 (308 amino acids)
Source: RefSeq, a predicted model, not a curated record
AUGGCUCGUCGUCUGAGCGAGUUUGCCGGCACACUUAUUCACGGUUUAAACUGUUGCUGCUGCCUCAGUGGCCCAGACAGCGAGCGAAGCUCCAUUGAGCUUAAUCCUAUGAUGGUCCCUCUUCCAUCAGAAGAUAACUCAAUCGUCGCAGACGAGACUCCAGCCACAGAGACCAUAGAGAGAAUUUCAUUUGAAGGGAGCUCUUCAACUAAAGAACGUGCCCUUAUUGAGGACAUCACUCCAAAUGCUCUACCAACAACGGUCCAACUCAGUGAGUUUCAAGAACGCGGAGCACAAAUCCGCCGCUGGAUAGACGAUCCUCAAGAACACAACUGUCAUAUCUCCAAAUCAACACUAACCUGGCCGCAGCUCGCAGAGAUGGGAUACUCGCUUCGCGAAAGUGACACGACAACCUUGGGUGAUCUAGAUCCCCACAGAGUGGACGUUCCUAUUCCAGGUAACGUAUCUCGCUUCUACGCCUGCUCAAAUGGCAAUUCCACCUGCGUGUGGGAUGGAUUUGCCGGAGAAGGAGCGAUUGCCCUCAACACCAUCAAGAGACAAAAGGGCAGCCCUGCGCCGCAAAUCUCCCAGAUCACGCAGGCUAUCUACACCAGACAUCAUGCGAUCGAUAGGUUGAGGUAUGUUUUUGUGAGAAACGUGGUUAAUGAAGAAACUCUUGACUUCGUCCAGCAUCAACUCUAUACCGAGGCUCAUGGUCCAAAGUGGCCACAUUGGGUACCGCGAGCCUGGAAGGUUGGCACGCCACGCUAUGAUGCUCUGUUGGGGACGAGAAUCGGUAAGGUGGUUGGGUAUCUUGUACUAGGUGCGUUUGAUCGUGGGACUAGACGCAUCAAACAGAUUUAUACCUGGCCUUCAAUGUCUGGAAGUUCGGUCAAUUUUCGCUUUGAUAUUGAGGUUAUUGCAUGA